AUGAAGAUUGCAUACAGUAUAAGCUUAAUAUGUCUGCAUGAAUUUGAUUUCACAUUUCAGUAUCAAGUUUGCCGUUGCAAGCUGGAUAGUAAAUGUGAAGCAUUGUUGAUAUUAAGUAAAGAAUUAGACCAAUGUCGUAGUGAAAGAGACCAGUUUAAGUUAAUGGCAGAACAACUGAGAGAAAGGUAUCAAGCAAUAAAAAGACAAAUGACAGGCCGGAGUUUAGUUCAGUUAUUAUGUGAUACUAAAGAAGUUAAAAAAUCAUUAAAAUUUGAAGUUGAUGAUUUAAAACAGAAAUUAAAUGAUGCACAAGGAGACAUUAAGUUAUUACGUGAACAGAUAGCCAGACAAAGAGUUGGUUCUACAGAUGAGGGUAUGACAACCAGGCAUUUCCCAGCUUAUGAAAGAGAAGAUUUAGUUAAACAAUUAGAAGCCUCAAGAGAACAGUAUCUUCAAUUAGAACAUGAUCUACAACAACUAUUAGAUGAAAAAGAAGACCAAGAAACUGAACUUGAUGCCUAUAAAAGUAAAUAUGAGAACCUGAAUAGAGAAUUAAAUUAUAUAUUAAAAGGAGAUGAAAAGAGAAUAGUUGAUAUUGAUGCUCUUGUUGCUGAAAAUAAAUUUCUAAAUGAAAGAUUAAAGCAAAUGGAAGAAGAAAAAUCAAUGGCCAUGGCAACAGCUUCUAAAUAUAAGAGUAUACUAGAAAGAAGAAAAAAUAAAGGUAUAUUAAAAUUUGGACAAAGUAGAAGUGGUGGCUUAGUAAUAACACAAAAACAAGUGGGCCAGAUGUUACAUAAUCCAACAGGGAUGCCUUCAACUCCACAAGCUAUGGCUGAUUUACAGGGUUUAUGUGGAGCUUUAUUAGAUACCAUCAAUGAUAAAAAUUUGGCUUUAUCACAUCAACGUAAAACUAAUAAACUUUUAGGUAGCCGAGUCUCAGAACUUGAGAAAAAAUUAAAAACAUUAGAAGUUGCUGGAUUAUGGAAUGUUCCAGGUAUGAUUUUGUUUAUUUGCUCUUGUAAAUCAUAUUGCCCUUGA
Molecule: messenger RNA, 1038 nt
Organism: Lottia gigantea (owl limpet)
Lineage: Eukaryota; Metazoa; Mollusca; Gastropoda; Lottiidae
Exons: 8
Coding region: 1-1038 (345 amino acids)
Source: RefSeq, a predicted model, not a curated record